AUGGCCCUCCGCCUCCUCCCCCCGCCGCGCGUCUCCCUCGCCGCAUCGCGCAUCGCGAGUUCCGCCUCUCGCACCUCAAAUUUCUCCCGAUCCUUCUUCACUCUCCCCGGCUCCUCCCCGACGACCCAGAGCCUCACCGCAACCCGCAGGCUACCCUACGCCCCGGCACCGCUCUACGACCUCAUCUCCGACAUCGACUCCUACGUCCAGUUCGUGCCCUACUGCUCCCGGUCCCGCGUCACCCAGUGGUCCGACCCCGACGCCGCCGGUCGACGCUGGCCGACCCUAGCAGACCUACACGUUGGCUGGGGUGGCUUCGAUGAGGUAUUCACCAGCCGCCUCCGCUGCGUACCCGGCGUCUCCGUCGAGGCCGUCAGCGGCUCGACCCAACCCGGCGGUGGGGGCCCCGAUGCUUCGGCCGUCUUCCGGAGCUUGGUGACGCGGUGGUCGGUCAAGGAGCUCGCCAGUCUGCCCUCGCCAUCGACUGAAGUCCACCUCGCCAUUGACUUCCAGUUCACCAACCCUCUAUAUGCCGCGGUCAGCGCAGCUGUGUCCGACAAGGUCGCCGGGUUGAUGAUUGAGGCCUUCGAGAAGCAAGCCCGCCAAAAGCUUGGGUCACGGCGAAAGCUAUGA
Ilyonectria robusta is the source of this 633-nucleotide messenger RNA. Its product is annotated as dehydrase and lipid transport-domain-containing protein. NCBI's taxonomy places the organism in Eukaryota, Fungi, Ascomycota, Sordariomycetes, Hypocreales, Nectriaceae. Bases 1 to 633 code for a protein of 210 amino acids. The transcript has a single exon. Gene Ontology annotation, molecular function: ubiquinone binding. The record is from RefSeq and is a predicted model, not a curated record. Gene Ontology annotation, biological process: ubiquinone biosynthetic process; cellular respiration. Gene Ontology annotation, cellular component: mitochondrion.